Schistosoma bovis is the source of this 3318-nucleotide messenger RNA. The record is from the annotation of a GenBank genome assembly. NCBI's taxonomy places the organism in Eukaryota, Metazoa, Platyhelminthes, Trematoda, Strigeidida, Schistosomatidae.
GAUGGAACUUUCUAAUCUAACAGCCAACAUAUAACAUUCCAUGAUACAAUUGUGAAUGAGCAAUCAGGGUUCAAGACACUGGACCUCUGGAUGGACUGAGAUUAAAGACAAUACAACAAACUAGCAAAACAAGGUCUUUCUACAGCAAAAGAACAUGUUUAUAUACAAAAAUAACUCCACAAAAUAAAUGGUCGGACGAUUCAGAUUUCGUAGGCCACUUGCAUUCCAACGAAUUCAGGAUUUGACAAACAGGUUUAAUUUUUACUUUGCUAUGACAAUUAUAUUUUCUUCAUUGCUUCAGUUUAUCAGUCCCUUUUGAGGAGAAUUUUUAAUUUACUCCCAACCUCAUGUUUACUGUUUUCACUUUUGCACUGUUCAUCGUUUUGAUAUUUUACUUCUACAUAAGGAUUGAUUAUGAGAGCUAAGACAGAUAUACAUGUGCUCUACGUUACAAUUGGUUCGUAUCUCUCUCGGUCAGUCAUCUACAACGUAGGACCAGACACAUACAUGCAUCAGCCCAAGUUGCCACACCUCUUUAGCACAACAAAAUAAGCAUCAAAUUCAUAGAAGUAGUCACUUCAAUUGUAGUAAUAUAUGAAAGAAAGACUGUGUAUAAUAACAUAGUACAGAAAGAAAGAAACAGUUCAUAGAACGAAGGAUAUAAAGCGAUUUUAAUCUUAUGGUUUAAAGAAAGACAAAGAGUGUAUGCAUCGACGCCAUUGUGAUAGAUUCUGGACCAUAUCACCCAGAGUCUCCAACCAUUGGUUACGACAGUCAUGUGGACUCCAACCAAGCAGUAUGCAUCUACCAACAUGGCUAAGACGAGAAGUUAGCGACUUCAAUGACUGAUGCCACUUUUUCGUUUGGCUCCCCAUAACUUUCUCCAAUCUUCCUUCAACACUAGUCAGCAUUGCGCUUCGUGGUAAUCGAUGUUGAGCCAUAUAUAACUCGCCUGGAUUAUUUUCGGGACUUAGAUUAUUCUAAAGAUUUGACAUAUAUAACGUCGUUUGGCCGCCACUAACUUUUUCCAAUCUGCCUUCAACACUAGUCAGCUUUGCACGUCGUGGUAGUCGGUAGUUGGACAUGUGCAAUACGUCACCCAACCAUCUCAGUCGAUGUAAAUUCACAACCUCACCAACUAAAUUACCAUCAUUCCCUAGUAUCUUCCGUCUAACAUCACUAUUAUUUAUCCAGUGAUCCCAGCAGAUGCUGGCAAUAUUUCUAGGACAUCUGUGAUCAAAUACUAGUAACUUAUGAGUAUCUUCUACUCUUAAUGGCCACGUUCUGCAGCCGUGAAGUUCAGGUGUUGACGCAAGUCAGUUCUAAAGCAACGAUUUGCAACUAGAAAGGGGGGAAGGGCAUCCCUAACAUUCUGGCAUUGUUGCUCAGUGCUAUCAAAAGACUGCAUUUUAGUCUUCACCAAACAGGAUCAUAUCAUCUGCAUAUUCUAAGUCGAUAAGUGGACCUCCUGGUAGGAGAUCAAUGCCCGAGAAUUCAGUCGACGAGAGCGUUAUUUCCAUCAGUAAGUUUAUAAUGAAGUUAAACAAAAGUGGAGAAAGUGGACAGCCUUGUCGGACACCACUUGAGGUUGCAAAAUCAGAUGACAGUUCGUCAUAAGCUCUGACUCGACUAGUAGUGUUCGAGUAAAGAGCCUUCACAAGAUUUACGUACUUCUGAGGUACGCCUUUCGAUGACAGACACUGCCAUAGAACCUCUCGGUCUACAGAGUCGAAUUCUGCUUUUAGGUCAAGAAAGACCACCAUUGCCGGACUCCGAUAAGCAUGCCUGUGUUCUAGAACCUGAUGAAUGGUGAAUAUGUGGUCGAUGCAGCCAGCCUGAUUCUCUCGUGUUUGCAGUUCACAAGUCUUUGUUAGGCACCCGAUAAAUAUUGAAGCUAGUAUUUUAGAUGCUAUGUUAUCAAAAUAGUGCCUCUAUGGCUACCACAGGAUGACAAUCAGUGAUUGCGACCAAUCAGAUGAGAUCACGUCUAACUCAGAUUUUAUGAAAUAUUAGUUAACCUAAUCGCCAAAACUAGACCAAAAUCCUUAAAGACAUCUGGAGCCAAUCCAUCUGGACCAGCUGCCCCUCCUCGUUUCAGAUUAGCUAUACCUUUUUGAACUUCAGUUAUAGUCUGCGGACCUACUUCCAUGUUCCAUUCACGCUGUCUGGGAAUGGUAGGUAGUUGUAGAGUAGCUGAAGGCCAGCUGAACUGCUCCUUAAAAUGUUCGGCUCAUCGUUCUAAACGUCUAGACUGAGAGAACAUAAGAGUGCCCUUUUUUCUGUGAUUGUCUCACUUACACUAAACCCCUUAAUUCCGGUUUAUUUUAUUAUUCUGAUAAGCUGUCUGGUGUUACCUACAGCCGUUGUCUUUUCCAUCUCUUUUGCUUUCGUUACCCACCACUGCUCACGACUGUUCCGUAGACUUUUGGUUAACCUAGAUCUGAUUUGCUUUCGCUCUUCAUCGUGUUCAGAGCCUGAUGGGAUGAGUUUACGAGAAUCCAUCAGUGCAAUAGCCUUAGAAGAAAUCCAAUGGUUUUUGGUACCCCUUUGGUUAAAAUCACUAACAGAUGUCACUGCCGUUUCCACAGCUGUUUGUAUAUCUUUCCAGGCAACAUCUUGGUCAGCCUCGUUUUCAGAACUACCUAAUUGUGACCUCAGUUGUUCCUGGAACCUACUUUUGGUUUUCUCGUUACUCAACUCAGUUCUAAUUAGUCUUUUUAAAGUGGCUUUUUUGCAUCCAGUUAGGCGCAAGCAGAUGCGUGCCCGUAUUAGGGCAUGGUCGGAGUCCAAGCAGGUACUCCGUAAUGAGCGACAAUCUUGUACCGACCCUCUCCAACGAUGACUGAUGGCAAUAGUCUAUUUGAGUCCAUCGUUGGUUUAGUGUAGGGGGUCGCCAUGUUAGACGAUGUCUUUCCUUAUGCUUAAAAUUUGUGCUUGCUAAAAAUAAACGAUUGGCUGAGCACAGUUGCAGCGGACGAUCGCCAUUAUCUGUUUGCUGAGUUGAUAUACCAAAAUACCCACCCAAAUGUCUUUCUGUUUGGUUUAAGCUACCUAUGAUGACGAUGAGAAAGAUUACAUAUUAAGUGAAAAGUACAAACUAGUACACCUGUCAUCACACUAUUUAGAAGAGUACUAAAAUUUAAUGAUAUCCGUUCUAAAAUAUACAUCUGAAGCAUUUCAAGAAUUUUCAAUGAUAUAAAUAACCGCACACCUAUAUUCUUGAUCAGAUAAACAUGAAUUAAAUCGACAGUACUUACUAGGUAAUAUUGUGAGUACUUACGGAAAAUUUAUAUGUAACGCAAUACUUGAAUGGUGUGC